Messenger RNA from Lathyrus oleraceus (garden pea), 612 nucleotides. RefSeq names its product copper transporter 1. The record is from RefSeq and is a predicted model, not a curated record. NCBI's taxonomy places the organism in Eukaryota, Viridiplantae, Streptophyta, Magnoliopsida, Fabales, Fabaceae. Gene Ontology annotation, molecular function: copper ion transmembrane transporter activity. Gene Ontology annotation, cellular component: plasma membrane. Gene Ontology annotation, biological process: copper ion transmembrane transport. The coding region runs from base 33 to 503 and encodes 156 amino acids. The transcript has a single exon.
CAUCACCAACCCUCUUCCGAUCAAACGCAGCCAUGGAUAUGCACAGCGGCCACGAUGGAAUGGCCAUGGCACCAAGCUCAUCAUCAUCAUCUACCAAUGGAACCAUGACGACGGGUCAUAAGAUGCAAGGCAUGAUGCACAUGACAUUUUAUUGGGGAAAGGAUGCGUUGAUUCUCUUCGACCAAUGGCCUGCUGGUAAUUCUGGUAUGUAUGCAUUGGCGUUGAUCAUUGUUUUCUUCAUGUCGGUAUUCAUCGAGUUACUCUCCCACACACGGAUCAUCAAACCCGGUUCAAACCCUGUUGUUGCCGGUCUGGUUCAGACGCUUUUGCAUGUUGUUAGGGUUGGCUUAGCUUAUUUGGUUAUGUUGGCACUCAUGUCUUUCAAUGGAGGUGUCUUCUUGGUUGCUGUGCUUGGUCAUGCUAUUGGAUUCUUCUUAUGUGGCAGUGCUUUCAGAAAACAACACCUUGAUGAGCCUUAUGAUCUUCCUCCAAUGUCUUGUUAAUUACUGUUACUUCAGUGCAGUUUAUUGAAAUUUUAAAACAGUUAUGAAAUUGUUUGAAAUUUAGAUGCAUAUAUGCAUAUUAUCUAAUAUAUGUUCCGAUAUAAUUUGA